Molecule: messenger RNA, 3969 nt
Organism: Solenopsis invicta (red fire ant)
Lineage: Eukaryota; Metazoa; Arthropoda; Insecta; Hymenoptera; Formicidae
Exons: 1
Coding region: 30-3845 (1271 amino acids)
Biological process (GO): DNA integration
Molecular function (GO): nucleic acid binding
Source: RefSeq, a predicted model, not a curated record
UGUAAGCAGCGCGGUCACACGCGGUUCGAAUGCCGCCGCGCGGCCCGCAAAUUUUGUUCCCAGUGCGGGAAAGACGACGUCUAUACCCGCGAUUGCCAUCCGCCGCCGGGAAACGCCGCCAGGGCCGGGGGCACCGAGACCGCUCCCCGGUCCUCCGAAUAAGGUACAAUCCGCGACCGCACAUCGACGUCCCCGUCGGGGAUACCACGCUCACGGCCUUGCUCGACUCAGGCUCCGAAGGCUCAUUUGUGAGCACCGACGCCGCCGAACGCCUCCACGGGAAGGGGUACACGACGAUACCCGUCACAGGCCGGAUCUACCUCGCGGACGGCUCCAGCACGCCGGUCGAGACGUGCCUCGUGCUGCCGGUUGUAUUCCCGGCGCGCUCGUUCCGCCACGAAUUCCGCGUGCUACCCGGACUCGACGUCGACAUGUUGAUCGGCGUCGAUGUCAUGGCACGAGCCCGGAUCACGAUUCCUCCGCCGCCACUGCACCGGGAGGAAGACCGCCCGCCGCGAGCCGCCGUCCGUCCGACAACCGUCGCCAGCACCGAACCCGCGGAAGACGCACGCUUGCAGGCUUUCCUCGCCGAGGAACUGCCAAAGUUCGACCGAGUGCGUGGACCGACCGACCGCGCGGAACACGUGAUCCGCGUUAAGAACCAUCCGCCGAUCAAGCAGCGCUACCGUCCCCGAAAUCCGGCAAUGCAGGCGAUCAUCGACCACGAGGUCGACGAGAUGAUACGCGCCGGAGUCAUAGAGCCGUCUCGCAGCGCGUGGAGCUCGCCGAUCGUCAUCGUGCGCAAGAAAGACGGAAAACCGCGGUUCUGUAUAGAUUUCCGCCGCGUAAACGAGGUGACGGAACGCGACGCCUACCCGUUACCUCAGAUACCCGCCACGCUCGACAAAUUGAGAGGCGCGCGGUACCUCUCGACGAUCGACUUAAUGAGCGGCUACUGGCAGAUACCCCUGGCCCCGGCAAGCCGACCCGUUACCGCUUUUACCGUGCCGGGUCGGGGGUUAAUGCAAUUUAAAGUGAUGCCGUUUGGGCUUCACUCCGCGCCGGCUACCUUCCAGCGUCUGCUCGACGAUGUCCUCGGGCCCGAACUAGAACCGCGGGUUUUCGUCUACUUGGACGACAUCAUCGUCGUCACCCGAACGUUCGACGAGCACCUCGCCACGCUGCGAGAGGUUUUCCGCCGGCUACGCGAGGCGCGACUCCGACCGAACACCGAGAAGUGCCGUUUUUGCACGGAGCGGCUGAAGUAUCUCGGCCACGUGGUCGACCGCGACGGAAUCCGGACCGAUCCGGAGAAGACGGAGGCUAUCGCGAACUGGCCCGAGCCGCAGAGCGUGCGGCAGAUACGACAGUUCCUAGGCCUCGCGUCCUGGUACCGCCGUUUUAUCCGAGACUUCGCGACCGUCGCCGCCCCGCUCACCGCGCUCACACGAAAAAAUGCCCGCUGGUCAUGGGGGAACCACGAGCAGGCGGCCUUCGAGGCCUUGAAAACGACCCUCACGUCCGCACCCGUGCUAGCCUGCCCGGAUUUCGAGCGACAGUUCGUGCUGCAAACGGACGCAAGCACGACCGGACUGGGUGCCGUGCUCACCCAGUACUUCCCUGAGGGCGAGCGCGUCAUCGCGUACGCGAGCCGAACGCUCAACAACGCAGAGCGCAACUAUAGCGCGACCGAGCUCGAAUGUCUCGCCGUACUCUGGGGGAUCCGCCGAAUGCGAGACUACCUUGAGGGUUACCGCUUCAAGGUAGUCACCGACCAUCAGUCACUCCGGUGGCUGCAAAAACUAGACUCACCGACCGGACGUUUGGGCCGAUGGGCCUUCGAACUACGACAAUUCGACUUCGAGGUGCAAUACCGGAAGGGGUCGCUGAAUAAGGUUGCGGACGCGCUCUCACGGCGAACGGCCGUUAACGCCGCCGCGAACACAGCUUGCGCGUGGUACCGAAAGUGGUGGGACAUCACUUCCACCACUCCCGACGCCGCCCCCGACUUCCGCAUCGCGGACGGUCGCCUCUACCGGCACGUGCUCCACACGCUGGACUUCGCGGACGCGCCGAACGACGCGCAGUGGAAGGAGUGCGUGCCGCGCGAAAACCGAGCCGAACUCCUCCAGCGGUACCACGACGCACCGACCGCCGGACAUCUCGGCACCGCGAAAACGAUCGCUCGCAUUGCCCGCCACUUCUACUGGCCGGGAAUGUUCCGCGAGAUCUCGCGCUACGUACGGCAGUGCCGAACCUGCCUAGCGCAUAAACCAGAGCAACGGCGACCGGCCGGAUUGCUCCACCCGACCGACGUGUCACAGCCAUGGCAACAGGUAACGAUCGACCUGGUAGGGCCGCUUCCGCGGUCAAGCCAGGGGCAUACAUGGCUGUUGACAAUGCAGGACCGGUUCACGAAGUGGCUGGAAAUGCGAGCGCUUCGACGCGCUACCGCCGCGAAUGUCGCUACCGCACUGACCAAAGCCGUCAUCCUGCGGCACGGCUGCCCCGAGGAAAUUUGGUCAGAUAACGGGACCCAGCUCCGCUCCGCGACCCUGACCGACUUGCUGCGUGCGCUUCAAAUCCGCCACCGUCUCACGCCGGCGUACGCCCCGCACUGCAAUCCGGUCGAGCGCACCAACCGAACCGUCAAAACUAUGAUCCGUCAGUACCUACAUCGCGACCACCGCAAGUGGGACGAACGCCUCGCCGAAUUGCAGUUCGCGUACAACACCGCGACUCACGACGCAACGGGGCAUACGCCGGCGUUCCUGAACCACGGCCGCGAGUUACGACGGCCGGAGGAACGCGCACCAGCCGGCCCUCCGCAACGACCGCACGCGUUGCAGCGCCGACUACGUGAGACGUACGCGCUCGUCCGCAUCCAGCUGGCCCGUGCGUUCCAACGGCAGCAACAAUAUUAUAAUCUGCGUCGGCGGGAAUGGCGACCGAAGCGGGGAGAUUGGGUGUGGAAGCGGGACCACCCCCUCUCCCGUCGUGCGGAUGCGUUCAACGCGAAACUCGCGCCGAAGUACGUAGGGCCACUCGAGGUACGCCGCAUCAUCUCGCCGGUAAUAUACGACCUCCGAAGCGCGGGGGGCAAGUGGUACCGGCACGUCCAUGUCCAGGACCUCAAGCCGGCCCCCGCUCCGACCGAAGAAACCGAGUCGGACACCAACGACGACGACGACGACGCGGCAUGCGGCGCGCUCGUGACUCGGCCGGCGAGCCGAGCGACGCUCCGGCAGAAGCAACACGAGAGCACGGCCACGGCACGUGGGCAAAUUCCUACGACCAGCGCGCGCACCGGUAGCCGGAAUUCGAGCGCGGAUACCAGGAACCGAUCGGCUCAUUCUCAGAAGAGAUAUGGAGCACGACGGUAUCCUCGCCGAGAUCGCCGAGCUGCUAGGCGAAGCUCCGGAGCCGUACGACCCGGCCCGGCCCGAAAUAGAACGGCCGCCGAAACCGAGACCACCCCCGGACCGAGGCGAUACCGCCGCUACUCGUCCGAGCCAGUCGACACCACCGAGCAGUGCAGGCAGAUCGGCCCCGAUACCGUGGCUCAGAGGGCCUCCACCGCCGGUCCCCCAGGUCAUCGUGCCGCGGGGACACCGACCGCAACCGACGCUCGAACCCGACCGGGUCAUGGGACCCGAGCCGCCGCCACCGAUCACCGUAGAGGUCACUCCCGGCACCGUCGUGGACGUACCGUACUUUGCGGUCCACGUCAGCCGCGCCUAUACCGCGCGGGUAAGGGACCGCCGCUGGAGGUUGCGGUUCGACCGAACAGGACGCCUCCGCUCCAGCAAAGAAAUACGGCCGCCACCAAAGGACCCGAAAGAUGAAUUUGGCCUCUGAAUUCAGGCCUACUCAAAGGGGGGGGUGGUGUAACAAACCGCCUUUCCGCUCCCCCCUCGGACCGUCCAUCGUUCCAGGCUGUCCGGCCGAACAACCGCCGGACAGCAGAAA